Molecule: messenger RNA, 1992 nt
Organism: Ipomoea nil (Japanese morning glory)
Lineage: Eukaryota; Viridiplantae; Streptophyta; Magnoliopsida; Solanales; Convolvulaceae
Product: probably inactive leucine-rich repeat receptor-like protein kinase At5g48380
Exons: 3
Coding region: 116-1876 (586 amino acids)
Biological process (GO): protein phosphorylation
Molecular function (GO): ATP binding; receptor serine/threonine kinase binding; protein kinase activity
Source: RefSeq, a predicted model, not a curated record
UGACUUAAUCAAAUUACUGAAACAAUUCAAUGGGAAUGCUAGAGAAUUUGGGUCAUCCUAAACUUAAAUAUAUAUUUUAUGAGGAAGAAGAUCAGCUUGAAAUUAGUUAAUAAUAAUGUAUCCCUGUGGUGUCAAAUGUCUUCUUCUUCUUCUUCUUCUUCUUGCACUUCACUGUGGUGGAAUCCAUGCGUUGCAGAGUGACAUCGAUUGCUUGAGAUCGUUAAAAGACUCGUUGGAGGAUCCUUUGGGUUACCUUCAAAGUUGGGACUUUACCAACCAGACUGAAGGAUUUAUCUGCAAGUUCGUAGGAGUUUAUUGCUGGCAUGCCGAUGAGAAUAAAGUGCUAAAUAUCCAACUCUCUGACAUGGGGCUUAGAGGGCCAUUCCCUCUGGGCAUUCAAGGAUGUUCAAGCUUAACGGGUUUGGAUCUUUCAGCUAACCAACUAUACGGAACCAUACCUUCCGAUGUCGGAAACAUCAUCAGCAGAAUUACAACGUUGGAUCUGUCUUCAAACCGAUUCUCCGGUGAGAUUCCUGCUAGUUUGGCAAACUGCGAGUACCUAAAUGUUCUCAAGUUAAACGAUAAUCAGCUGACAGGCCAAAUUCCGCCUGAAUUUGGUUUGUUUGGUCGCAUUAAGGUGUUCAGUGUUUCAAACAAUAGUUUGACGGGGCCAGUUCCAACGUUUUCUGGAAACAUUCCGGCAGAGAUUUACGAAAAGAAUGAAGGACUUUGCGGAGGUCCCUUGCGGCCGUGCCCAGCACAUGCCGCGAAAGGCCGCCACAGUGAUCGAGAUUUCUUCAUCAGUGGCUUCGCUACAGGUUGGGCCAUCUUUGUGUUGCUGGCUUUAUAUAUUUGCCUCUUUGGAUUUCCUUACGCAGCUAUAAACAAGAUUCUUUUUGGCAAGAAACUGAUGAAGGUGAACGGCAUCAUAAGUGUAUGUCCUGCGCAAGAAGAUAUUGGCAACCAAGACAAGAUUGCGAAGCUAGAGAAAUUUGUGAGCAGAAUGAGUUUUAUGGAGAUGGCAAAUGCAACAUCCAAUUUUAGCCAAGACAACAUUAUUGGGUGUGGAACUCUAGGGAAAGUGUACAAGGCAACACCCCCAAACGGAUGGCUUCUUGCCAUCAAAAGGCUCCACGAGACAGAGAAUUUGGAUGAGGAGUUCGCCUCUGAGAUCAUGACUUUGGGCAGACUACGCCACCAAAAUCUGGUCCCCCUCAUAGGUUUUUGCUCCCAAGGAAAAGCAAAACUUCUGGUCUACAAGUACAUGCCCAAUGGCAGCCUGCAUGACUGGCUACACUCUACAGAAGACAGGGCAAAAGUCUUGACAUGGCCUCUGAGGAUGAAGAUUGCAGUUGGUGUAGCUAAAGCCCUGUCGUGGCUUCAUUACGCUUGUCGCUUAAACGUGGUGCAUAAUGGCCUCUGCUCGAAAUGCAUUCUGAUGGAUCAGAGUUUCAAGCCAAGAAUAUCGAAAUUCUGGGAAGCAACGGUCACGAAUCCCAACGACACCGCUUCUUCUAGCUGGGAAGAAUAUGGAGACAAUAAUUUCAGCCCUUACACCAAAGAUGUGUACUGCUUUGGAAUUGUGCUUCUUCAGCUUAUAACCAGAAAGGAAGCUUAUGAAUUGAGCUGCUCCACUGAUCUCAUUUUCGGUAGCUACACAACAGCUGCUAGUCCACUCCAGAUAGAUGAAGUGCUAACACAUGCAGGAUUUGAUGAUUCUAUCUCACAAUUCCUUGAAAUUGGGAAGAGUUGUGUGAAGUUCAUGCCUAAUCAAAGGCCAACAAUGCUUCAAGUCUAUGAAUCACUCUCAUCCAUUACACACCCAUGGCUGGUUGACAAUAAUGCUUCUGCAAUUUCAAUGGAAUGUUGCACUUAAGAUUAUGUUAGAACCAACUGAAUUACAUAUAUAUAACUCCUUUUUAUGAGAUUAUAGGUAACUUAGCAUAUAUUUUGUCCUCAAUAACAAAUUGAUAAUUCAAUUAUAAUAGCGAA